AUGUCAACUCCAUUCUAUGUUCCGGUCUCGCUCAAUCAUACCGCCCUUCUUCUCUCCGAUGUACAAUCUCAAAUCCUCCGACGCUUCUCCCAGGAAGAGCAGACUGCUUAUCUCGGCAAAGUCCUGAAACUUCUAAACUUCUUUCGCUCAGAAAUUAAAUCUCGCCGUGCCUCAGGCAAGCCAAACGACUCUCGCUCCCUCUAUGAUGAUGUACCGCUGAUCAUCCACCAUACACUACCCUUCAACAUCAACUCGAAUGCGUUCGUGUCACCGUACAAUAAGCUAGCAAGCUGGGUUUCCAAGCUCGAAGCAAGCGGUGCCUUCGCCAAUGCACCUUCUGAUCCCCAUCGCCCUCACUAUGGUGUUCCGGCCGAGCUAGUCCCUCCUGGUGGCUGGGGCGGGAAGAACGAAAUUUUACUUGGCAAACUCCAGCCAAACUGUUUUGGAUCCUCAGACCUGUUGGCCUAUCUGAGGGCUCGCGGGAUUAGGCAUGUUGUAUUAGUCGGUUUGACGACCAUGGGUAGCAUUCUGAGCAGUGCAAGGGCUGGUGCAGAGCUGGACUUUCAUGUGAUCUGUGUUGAGGAUGGGAUUAUUGAUGACAACCCCGAGGUUCAUGAGUUCAUCAUGAAGCGUAUCCUACCUAAGUUUGUUGACGUCGUCACGGUCAAGGAUAUUGUGACCCUCGGAAAGGAAAGGUCAAGCGGCUAA
Molecule: messenger RNA, 708 nt
Organism: Fusarium musae
Lineage: Eukaryota; Fungi; Ascomycota; Sordariomycetes; Hypocreales; Nectriaceae
Exons: 1
Coding region: 1-708 (235 amino acids)
Source: RefSeq, a predicted model, not a curated record